Molecule: messenger RNA, 309 nt
Organism: Fusarium pseudograminearum CS3096
Lineage: Eukaryota; Fungi; Ascomycota; Sordariomycetes; Hypocreales; Nectriaceae
Exons: 3
Coding region: 1-309 (102 amino acids)
Source: RefSeq, a predicted model, not a curated record
AUGCCUAUCUCCGCAGAUCUAGUCCCUGAAGGUUGGACUACAGAGUCUCAAGAGAUGAAUAAGGACUUCUACUGGGGAAAUGAAGGGAUGGGUACGUUGGCUGCAGCCUCUGUUGGUAUCACCAAUCCAGAAGCUCUCAUGAUCAAGGGCAAAGAAGAGGGAGGGGAUGCCUAUCUGUUCCAAGACGCGAACGGGGUCUACAUGUGGAGUAUGACCACAGAUGAAGUGUACAAGUACACCAAGCCUACCAAUCGCGAUGAUAUACUAGCCGAGAUGCAUGACUGCAUGAGUAGAGUGCCGGUUCAUUGA